Molecule: messenger RNA, 1461 nt
Organism: Penicillium antarcticum
Lineage: Eukaryota; Fungi; Ascomycota; Eurotiomycetes; Eurotiales; Aspergillaceae
Exons: 1
Coding region: 1-1461 (486 amino acids)
Molecular function (GO): protein binding
Source: RefSeq, a predicted model, not a curated record
AUGUCUGUCUCGGCUCUUCCCACGGAGCUCGUACGCGAUAUCUGCAGCCAUUUGCAACUGCGCGACUGGUGUGCGUUUCGUAUCACUUGCAAAGCCGUGUACAUAAAGUCACUGGAAGCUUUUGCAGAUCAGUUUUUCAAGAGCAUUGGGUUCAUUCUCACCCGCAACAGUCUUUGUCAGCUGGAAGAGCUCGCCGCACACGAUAUUUUUCGGAAACGAGUUCAAGAGCUAUGGAUAACGCCAUCUUUGUUCGAAGGUUAUUACGAGAUGGACCUGGAUUCCUUUCGUGACGCAACCGGUUCAUAUAAAAGCAAAAGGUCCGCCCAUAUGAUCAAGACUAAGUAUAUUGCAUAUCAAGGUCUAGUAGCAGAACAUCUCAGCAUCGUCGAAUCUGACUCUCUUAACAACGUUCUCAAGAAAUGUGUUGCACUCUUUGAUAACCUAACAAUCAUCAGAUUGCAACACAGCACUGAUGAGUUUUUCUGGGGUCAAUCGGUCAAUAACAAUUUCCGGUGCAUCGGUUGGCGCGCGGCAAGACGUCAGCUUGGAUUUGAUCCAUUCGCGUUGAGAGCUAGAAAACCCAUACACAACGUUUUGAAGACCAGAGCCAAGGACCAUGCUGUAGCUUUCUCGGCUCUUCUAGAGGCAGUGGCAAGCUCCAAGAGGAGGAUCAAAAAGCUGGACACAUGUAACGAUGAACAUUGUGCUUUGCCACCUUCGGAAGUUACACUCAAACAAACAAGCCAGUCUCUGCUCUCGUCCCUAAGACAAUUGGAAUUUUUACAUCUCUGCACCAGCAUCUGUGAAAUACAGCCUGAUGAUUCUAUGUUUAGGAGCCUUGUCGAUCUCCUUAUAAUGGUUGCACCAAGUCUCAAGGUGCUAACAUUCUCACAAUGGGACCUGAACGGUGCACUGAGUCCUCAAUAUUUUGAUGACCUCUCCCAACGGAUCAAUUUCACCAGCAUAAAGGAACUCAAUCUUUACUGGAUUGAAAUAACCUUUGAUACCUUAAAGGCCUUCUUGCACACAGCAAGGCCGACGUUGAGGGCUCUGUCCCUAGAAUCAGUAAACCUGAGGGGAGCUUUGCCGCCGACAGACAACCACAUCGGCCAUCAACGGGAUCUCCGGGAUUGCCAAGAGAUGAUUGAGGAGAGCAAUUGUGCUUGGCAACAGGUUUUGAAUUUCCUCGGAGACGAGUACUCACUGCGAUCGAUUUGCUUGAAGAAUCUAGGUUAUCGAGGCUAUCGUUUGGACAUGCAUGAUAAUUUGAGCAAGUUGAGUGGAUCCCUCGAGCCAAAUUUUAGGAGUUUGCAUAGCUUCAAUGCUGAGAAAGCUGGCGUUUCCUUCAAAGAGUGGAUUUUCCAGUUACGGCCAGGCCCACCGCGGGGCACGCGAGGACGUAUUGCUACCUUACCAGGGGAAGAUUAUAGUGCGCGGUGGACCACGCCGGCUCCCCUUUAG